AUGCUCCAGCUUUUCUUCCCUGCGCCUGCCUUUUCCCCCCCAGAACUAACGUUUCCUUGCUCUUUCUCUGCUUCCCGCUCAUCAGGAUUUGGUGGGAUUGAGACUGCAAACUCCACUGCCAGUGGGUUUAAUUUUGGGGGUUUCGGAUUAGCUGCUAACCCUGCAGUGAAUUUUAAUAUUGGGAAUUUCGGUGUUGCCACUACCUCAACUCCACCAUUCAAUUUUGGUAACAGUCUGGCGAGUGCAGGUGCCUUUGGAGGAUUUGGGACAACCACCACCACUGCAGCACCAGCCUUUAGUUUUUCUGCUCCCACCAACACAGGCACUGGCGGACUCUUUGGUGCUACCCAGAACAAAGGCUUUGGAUUUGGUACCAGCUUUGGCUCAGGAGCUGGAACUGGGCUGGGUAGUGGCUUGGGAACUGGGCUAGGCUUUGGAGGCUUCGGAACACAGCAGCAGCAGCAGCAAAGCACGCUGGGAAGUGGCUUGUUCAGCCAGCCUGCCCAGGCACCCGCCCAGUCCAACCAGCUCAUCAACACUGCCAGUGCCCUGUCAGCUCCGACGCUGCUGGGGGACGAGAGGGAUGCUAUCCUGGCCAAGUGGAACCAGCUGCAGGCCUUCUGGGGAACAGGCAAGGGCUACUUCAACAACAACAUCGCCCCAGUGGAGUUCACGCAGGAAAACCCCUUCUGCAGGUUUAAGGCUGUGGGUUACAGUUUAAUGCCCAACAACAAAGAUGAAGAUGGCCUCGUGGUGCUGGUGUUCAACAGGAAAGAAACAGAUAUCCGCAGCCAACAGCAGCAGCUGGUGGAGUCCCUGCACAAAAUCCUGGGAGGGAACCAGAGCCUCGCUGUCAACGUCGAGGGUGUUAAAACCAUGCCCGACGACCAGACAGAAGUGAUCAUUUACGUGGUGGAGCGCUCGCCCAACGGCACUUCCAGGAGAGUUCCUGCCACGACCCUCUACGCCCACUUUGAGCAAGCCAACAUCAAGUCAUCCCUGCAGCAACUGGGGGUCAGCCUCUCCAUGGCCAGGACAGAGCUGUCCCCAGCACAAGUCAAACAGCUCCUGCAGAACCCUCCUGCUGGUGUUGAUCCUAUUAUAUGGGAACAAGCCAAAGUGGAUAAUCCUGAUCCUGACAAGCUUAUUCCUGUGCCAAUGGUGGGUUUCAAGGAGCUGUUGAGAAGAUUAAAGGUCCAAGAUCAGAUGACCAAACAGCAUCAAACUCGAUUAGAUAUAAUAUCAGAAGAUAUCAGUGAGCUGCAGAAAAACCAAACAACAACCAUGGCAAAGAUUGCACAGUACAAAAGGAAACUGAUGGCCCUUUCUCACAGAACAUUACAGGUGUUGAUAAAGCAGGAGAUCCAAAGGAAAAGUGGUUACGCCAUUCAGGCAGACGAAGAGCAGCUUCGUGUCCAGCUGGAUACAAUCCAGUGUGAGCUUAAUGCACCUACACAGUUCAAGGGCAGACUGAACGAGCUCAUGUCCCAGAUCAGGAUGCAGAACCACUUCGGGGCAGUGCGGGCUGAGGAACGUUACUACAUGGACGCAGAUCUCCUGCGGGAAAUCAAGCAGCAUCUGAAGCAGCAGCAGGAAGGGCUGAGUCACCUCAUCAGCAUCAUCAAGGACGACCUGGAGGACAUCAAGCUAAUAGAACACGGGCUGAACGAGAGCAUUCCCAUCAGAGCAGGAGUCUUCAGCUGACUGCUGGCUGCUCUGGGCUCACACAGAACGUGUUAGUUGAGUUCCUGGCUCACCUUCCAAGGCUAAAACUGUUGAGGUAAAAUAAAAUUCAUAUCCUAUAGGAGCAAUGGUAUUUGGCUGUUACCUUUAGAAUUAGCAAAGCCUCUUCUAAGCUAUUAAAACUGACCUUUGGAAGGUUUCUAUUUUAUAAAGCUGUAUACGCUUUACCAAAAGAAGCAAAACUGAAUCUGUUCAGAUACCAUUUUACUACGAAAUAUAUGUACUAUUGUACAUUUUUCCUUUUUUUCUCUCCUUUUUUUACAACAGCAUUGUCCUAGAAGUGCAGUGCUGAGGGGAUUGUUUCACUUGUGACUCGGUUUGUGGAAAGCUUAGCCUGCAUCCAUGUUUCUGUCAAAGCAGUCAAGUACCAUCAUUGUGUAAGCAGUUAAUUUAAAUCACUUGUUGCUGUAACUGUGUUGGUCUCUGCAAUACCAGUAGUUUACUGGGGCAACCCACAGGAAGGUGGUGUUUCCAAUUUGUUCUUCCUUCAGACUGCAAGGAUGUGAAGGUUAUGUUUCUAUCACCUUAAGUAUGUGAACUAGACAAAGCUUUGCUGGCCCUUAAAUAACAGAAUAUCUGGACAUUGUCUUCUGCCUUUUUUUUAAUUGCCCAAGAGUAAUAAAUUCAGUCUGACUUUGUAAUAA
This is a messenger RNA of Acanthisitta chloris (rifleman), 2387 nucleotides long. It is a transcript of the gene NUP54, whose product is annotated as nucleoporin 54kDa. Gene Ontology annotation, biological process: protein localization to nuclear inner membrane; nuclear pore organization; NLS-bearing protein import into nucleus. NCBI's taxonomy places the organism in Eukaryota, Metazoa, Chordata, Aves, Passeriformes, Acanthisittidae. Gene Ontology annotation, molecular function: structural constituent of nuclear pore. Gene Ontology annotation, cellular component: nuclear pore central transport channel; nuclear pore. The transcript has 12 exons. The coding region runs from base 1 to 1704 and encodes 567 amino acids. The record is from RefSeq and is a predicted model, not a curated record.